UCGCUCUGAUUGGUCCGCGCUCCCAGGGGCGGAAGUUGUCCUCUGCUGUAAUGGCGGAGGUCAGUCGUAAGCUGGGAGCCGGACUCCACAAACUCUCCUCUCUGAAAACUUAUCAUGCCGUUUCCGUGAGUGACAGCCAGCCUGCCGCCCCCUCCGGGCCCUGCUUUAGCGGGAGAGCAGCGCUGAGGAGUAGCGGCGGCGGCGGCGGCGAGAACCGAAGCGCAGCGCGGUCAAGGCUGGAGGCGUUAACCGAGAGACCCGGCUACGGUCCCGGUCCCGGUCCGCGAUAUAAUCUGCCAAACUUUCCCUUACAGUCGGUUUGUAGGGCUGAUUUGAUGCUGUCGGACUCUGACCAAGCCUUUGUCCAAUGUGUCGUUAGUCAGCUGCUCCCUGUGCGCUCUCUGGACUGCAGGAUGGCAUGUUGGGUAAACAAGAGCGCCCCGCUGACCCUGCGUUCUCCCAGAAUGAGGACUGAGCUUUUCCACAGAAGUUACUGUGCGCUGCUGCUGCUGACCGACAGACGGCCGAGGUGCCGCCCCGGGGUCACCGUAACCCAGUCCUGCAGCUGGAGCAGCAGCAGCUACAGCCCGGACGUCCCGCUACACAGGAGCAAGACGGCAUACUACGAGAUCCUCCAGGUGUCUCCCAAGGCCACACAGGCCCAGAUCAAGACGGCCUACUACAAGCAGUCCUUCCUCUACCACCCCGACAAGAAUGCAGGCAGUGAGGAGGCCACGCAGCACUUCGCCCAGAUCAGUGAAGCCUACAGCAUCCUGGGCAGUGUGGGACUGAGGAAGAAGUACGACCGUGGCAUCCUGAGUUCUGCGGACGUCCAGGGUGCGGGCAGACCCUCCGGGAAGGAGACUUCAGCCACUUCGCGCACAUCAGGCCCACAGCAUCAGGGGCAACAGCGCUCCCAGCAACGGUCCAACGUCACAGUGGGAGGGAAGCCGGUGUUUGACUUUGACGCCUUUUACCAGGCGCACUACGGCGAGCAGCUGCAGAGGGAGCAGGCCCUGCGCCAGUGGAGGAAGCAGUUCCAGCAGAAGCAGAAGCACGACUUCAGGAAUUGGAAGCUCGGCAAGAUGAUGGAAAUGGGAGUCGGGGUGCUGAUGGCUUUGGGGAUUGCCAUUAUUUUCAGCAUGAGGUCUUGAAAUGAUGGUCACUACCCAAGAGAAAGUAGGCACUGAAUAUCAAAUGGCUCUGUGCUGCAUGUGUGCACCAUGUAGGUCAUGAAAUAAUUGCUUCUGCAGACAAACAGUGCUUUAUAUGUAUAACAAAGAGCUGCUGACCUGUACUGGACACGUACCACACUAUUUGGAUACAGAAGCUGUGGAUUCUUGAUGCACUGCGUAGGGAGUAGGGAGCCAUUUGGUAUUCAGCAGUGGUCUUUAUGACAGAAAAGCCUAAUUGUGGUUCUGUAAGACCUCAGUUUUGGUCAUUUUUCCCUAUAAACUCACCUGUUUGAAAUAACUGCCAGGUUUAGUUUGAGUUUAAGUAAGAAAAUGACCUCUGUUCUGAGCUCCCAGGACCACAGUUGGGCUCCUAUGGCCAUACAGAAGGGGGGGAAAAGAAUAAUUGUGCUUAACAGGAAUAUGAGCUCAGCUCAUUGGCCAAAUAUGGGUGUGAGAUAUUUAAGGGCAAUUCCACCCAUUUUUUAAAAAUUCUACCUAUUUGUAUCGUUGAGAUGUAAACAGAGUCAUUCAGAGUGGUUUGGUGUGAAAUGAUUGACUGUAGAGACUCAGAUUCCACAAAUUACACAUUUUACUCACUAUCAACAACAAUGAAUUUUUUAAUGUAAGGUAAUACAUUUGUAUCGAAAUAGGAAUUGUAGGCCAAUGCCAAGAUCCAGUAUUUUUCAUACUCAUAUCUGCCGAUGCCGAUCCAAAAGCAUUUCCAAAAUGAAGAAAUUGGAACUCGAUCCACCUGGAUUAGCAUUCCAGAGAAAUGUAAUGUCACCUUAAUGUCACCUAAACAUUCUGCUCUUCUAGAGAUCAAUAAAAAUGUCAUCAAACAUCAGUGUAAAAUCAUCUGUCCGAUGAUUUUAUUGAUGAUAUAAUUGUGCAUCCCUUAAAAAAUGGGUACUGUUUUGCAUUACGACAUCCUGCAUGUUCUCUUCCACCCUGAAUGUAUUAAAAUAAUGGUUAGACCAAAAUCUUAUCUCAGAAUUUCCUGUGUUAUAUCUUUCUAUGUGGGAGAUUAGAAGCUUCUAUUCACCAGCACUGUGAACAGUUCUGUAAGUUUCUCUAGAACAGAGCGUUUCUUAUUAAACCACUCUUAAUGACUUUGUUUACGCCUUAACGAUUUCAUUUUGCUGGUAAUAUUACUGAAGUUCUCCUUUAAACCUCCUUUAAGUGAUUUCAAGUUCAUGUAUAGUGACUUCAAUGUUCAUUCUUUAAAGGAGCACUCCUUUAAUGACAGUCAGUAAUAAAAUCAGUCACCACAGAAAUGUGGAAACACACUUAUAAUAGAAGGUAAUGGGCAGGUUGGAAAAAUGUUGGCAUUAUUCUUUUACUCCUAUGAGAUCCAUCAUUGCACCUGCUGACCUAUAACUCCUGUGUGUAAUGCCUUGCAGGGUUUGUUUGAAGAUUUAUACCAAUAUUAUAUAUAAUUAUACCAAUACAUAUAUAAAUGCAAUAUUAAAUAAAUGUAAAUCAAUAAAAUUCUCUUGUGCUUGUGCAACGAUGGGCCUCAUAAAACCUGAUCUCUCUGGAGACUAAUUUUAUUUGACCUCUUGUUUAGGGAUUGAGGUACUAUUUAAUGGCCCAUGUUUGGCUGCUUUGAAAAUCUUGUCUAAAGCUCUAUUUUAAAAGUAGUCCUACUGUAAAACUGUAAAAAAUCACCUUUCGGGGUUUUAGACCCACAUUUUUGCACAGUUUGCACAUUGACCUAAUGACUUCUGUGUUCAGCUGUCGAAGGCAUAAUGUACUGUUGAGUAAUAAUGAGUACUCUUGUAGAAUUUCCUGUGUCCAGGCCAGUCGUACACGACCAUGUCCUGAAUAUUUUGGCAUAUGUUAAACACCACCUCAUCUCAUGACUUGAGGAUCAUGCAAUAAAUUUUUUUAAAAAGCUAUAUAAAAAGCUAACUGUGAGAUCUGGUCUGGCACAGGAAAGUGCUGUGUGCCUUCUCAGGAUUGUUAAAGGAUUUUGUUUGUUUGUGCAUAUAAGAAUCUAGAUAUAUAAAGCCAAAUACUAUUAUUCCCAGUUCAGUAGCAGAAAUAAAUUUUAUGAUCAUGAACUGACAGCAUGGAGAGGUGAACUAUUCAUUAUGAAACCAGUGUUGUUCUUUACUCAGGUUGUUUUGUAUGAAAGGGCAGGCCAGAUUUCAUUUUACGGAACCUGUAAUUAACCAUGUGUCCACUAGAUGUUAUGUGCAGAAGAAGCCAGUUCAUUUGGGUGACUUUCUGUUCAUGCAUAUGUGACACGGCAUGUCUGGUAGUUACCGGAGGCCUUAUCUUAGAAUUCCAAUAAUUCCAGGAUUACUGGAAUUCUAAGCUAUUCUAGAAGAAUUCCAAUCAUUUUAAAAAGAUGUCUGUGUGAUUUCAUCACUGAGAUGAAUGCAGAGUCAUUCAGAGUGGUUUGGUGUGAAAUGGUUCAGAUGUCUUUACAGUGGUGCUGAUAGGAACCAGGGGUCGCCAUGACUACAACACAGAUAUAGCCAUUUAUUUACUGUCCAAAACCACCAGUGUAACUACAUGUGUCUUCUGAGUUUUUAAUAAUAAUGUCUUUAUUUAUGCAAUGUUAUGUAAUAAUAAAGGGUUUUGUUUAAGGUCACUAGUAGACGGACUGCGGUCCGAGUCCGGACCCAGACGCUGUCCUAUGUGAACAUGAACCUGUAACCGAUAAACUAUGGAGAAUUAUUUCAUUUCAAGCAGGUGGUCCUGUUUUAAUCGGCGUAGCUUUUCUAGCCUUUACGGAAGCUUUAUCAGCCCAGGAGACUCACAGACCAAUCACAUGUGCUGUAAAUAUCACACAUGACGCUACUCAGCCAGUCAGAUCUGUGCAUUAUGGUGCACACUGACUUGAGUGAGUGACGCACACACGGGACGGACGAGGCGAGAGACAGCAGUCAGAGAAGAAAGUGAGUCAGAGGGAAGUUAUUAAACAUGGCGUGAUCUAAAAAGAGAAAACUGAGAAUAAAUGUUGUUUAAAUAUGACUGAACUGUACUUGAUUUGAUUUGACAUUCAGUUGUUGACUGUAUAAGAUGUUGAUAUGCCUACUAGGCUACUUCAGGAAACAGUAUAUGGCACAGUAUAGUCAUAAUGCAGGUUAGACAUUAUGAUGUUCCAGACCUUGGCUUGAGGAAAUAAAGACUCCUGAUUUAAGAUAA
This is a messenger RNA of Pygocentrus nattereri (red-bellied piranha), 4331 nucleotides long. It is a transcript of the gene dnajc30b, whose product is annotated as DnaJ (Hsp40) homolog, subfamily C, member 30b. The transcript has 2 exons. NCBI's taxonomy places the organism in Eukaryota, Metazoa, Chordata, Actinopteri, Characiformes, Serrasalmidae. The coding region runs from base 51 to 1154 and encodes 367 amino acids. The record is from RefSeq and is a predicted model, not a curated record.